AAAAACCACAGUCUGUGGGCAGGACGCACCUUCGAUCAGCGGGGAGCCCGGGAGACCUGAAUAUGGACUCUCUGAAUUACAGCACCCCUGACUAUGCUGAUUAUGGCUGGACGGUGGACCCGUACAUGCCAGUGGACAAGUCUUCUAGAACCCCCGCCCUGUCUGCCCUGAAUGUGACUGCCCUGGUAAUCUUAGCGGUGGUCUUCCUGGUGGGCGUCCCCGGCAACAGCCUGGUGGUGUGGGUGACGGGCUUCGAGGUCCGGCGAAACAUCAACGCCAUCUGGUUUCUCAACCUGGCGGUGGCCGACCUCCUCUCCUGCCUGGCGCUGCCCAUCUUGUUCACAUCCAUCGUCCAGCACGGCCACUGGCCCUAUGGCAAGGUGGCCUGCCGCGUCCUGCCCUCCCUCAUCCUGCUCAACAUGUACGCCAGCAUCUUGCUCCUGGCCACCAUCAGCGCCGACCGCUUCCUGCUGGUGUUUAACCCCGUCUGGUGCCAGAACUACCGAGAGGCCCGCUUGGCCUGGGCGGCCUGCGGCGUGGCCUGGGGCUUGGCCCUGUUGCUGACCAUCCCGUCCUUCAUGUAUCGCGUGGUGCGCGUGGAGGCCUUUCCGUUCAAGAUGGAGUGCGGCGUGAGCUACGGGAGAGACGGUUUCGUCACCGAGAGGGUCGUGGCCAUCCUGCGGCUGGUGGUGGGCUUCCUGUGGCCGCUGGUCACGCUCGGAAUCUGUUACACGUUCCUCCUGAUUCGGACGUGGAGCCGCAGCGCCACGCGCUCCGCCAAGACGGUCAAGGUGGUGGCGGCGGUGGUGACCAGCUUCUUUGUGUUCUGGCUGCCCUACCAGGUGACGGGGAUGAUGCUGGCCCUGUCCGACCCGCGCUCGAGAAUCUUCAAGAGCGUGUCGGCUCUGGACGCCCUGUGCGUCGCCUUCGCUUACGUCAACUGCUGCAUAAAUCCCGUCAUCUACGUGGCGGCGGCUCGGGGCUUCCACGCCCGCUUCCUCAAGUCCCUCCCCGCCAGGCUCCGGAACGUGUUGACCGAGGAGUCCGUGUCCCGGGACAGCAAGUCCUACACCCUCUCCACGGCGGACACCCCAGCCCAGAAGAGCCAGGCGGUGUGAGGGGCGCGCUCCCGGCCGCCCUCUGCUCGGCGCCCCCACCUUCCCACCCGUGCGGUUUCUCUGGGCUCAUGGUAACCGUGACCUUGGUGAAACCGAAGUACCGGGAGCAACCCUGCCCCCCUCCCCCCGCCAAACAGCUCUCUGUCUGCGCGUGCGCGUGCGCGUGCAGCUUGUGACUAGGACACAUUCGCUACACAGACGACAGAUGGGAAGGUCGUAACCUUUGCAGAAGAGUGAAGGGCGCCUGCGCGGCUCAGUCGCUUGAGCGUCCGACUUCGGCUCAGGUUCACGAGCUCCCGGUUCGUGAGUUCGAGCCCCACGUCGGGCUCCGUGUUGACGGCUGG
Puma concolor (puma) is the source of this 1462-nucleotide messenger RNA. The record is from RefSeq and is a predicted model, not a curated record. Lineage: Eukaryota; Metazoa; Chordata; Mammalia; Carnivora; Felidae.